CCAUUUUCUCAUAGAAUGGAAUCCCUCAGUUGCUCCCUCACUGAAGCCGUCACCAUAGGAUUGGGGAUUUUAUUCAUCUUCUACUGCUUCGUCUAUAAGCUGCAGAGGGAUGGAAAGAAAAUGAAAUUGCCUCCAGGACCACGUCCAUGGCCUGUCAUAGGAAGCCUCCAUCUCUUGGGAAGCCUUCCUCAUCAAGCUUUUGCAACGCUGGCAAAGAAAUACGGAUCCCUUAUGUUUCUCCGUUUAGGCUCCAUCCCCGCUGUUGUGGUGUCUUCUCCUGCCAUGGCAAAAGAAUUUCUCAAAACGCAUGAUUUGGUGUUUGCAACCAGACCACACAGUUACAAUGGGAAAUUCAUAUGCUAUGGUCAUAAAGACGUCGCUUUUGGCCUCUAUGGAGAGUCUUGGAGGCAGAAGAGAAAGCUGAUGACAGUGGAGCUGCUCACAGUCAAGAGAAACGAAUCCUUCGGAUUUGUGAGAGAGGAAGAAGUGUCUUCCAUGAUCGCCUCCAUCUGGCAGGAAAGCGGGCACGGAGCGCAGUGUGUGGAUGUGAAGAGGAGACUCUCCUCCCUUACUCAAAAUAUUGUCUGCAGAAUGUUUGCUGGCAGGACGUAUUCCGACAACGAACUGAAUGGAGGGCAUGGUUUCAAAGAAAUGGUGGAAGAGAUGUUUUCCGUGUUCGGUGCGUUUCCCAUUGGCGAAUACAUUCCUUCUCUUGACUGGAUGGACUUGCAAGGAUUCCGUCGUCGCAUGAAGGCCGUUCACAAAAUAUUCGACAAAUUUGCUGAAAAAGUAAUCGAUGAGCACAUCGUAGAAAGAAAAGCUAGGGAAGGAGUUCGCGUUAAAGACAUGGUAGACGUGAUGCUCAGCAUGGCUGAGACGGACGGCCAGUCAAUGUCACGGGUCGACAUCAAAGCCGUGAUCCUGGAUUUUGUAAAUGCGGGAAUGGAAACACCGGUGACAUUGCUAGAGUGGGCGAUAAGUGACUUGCUAGGGAAUCCUGCAACGCUGGCACGAGUGCAGCAGGAGAUCGAAUCGGUAGUUGGCAGAGACCGCUUAGUAAAGGAGAGUGACGUCAUGAGCUUCCACUACUUGCAAUGCGCGGUGAAGGAAACACUCAGACUUCACCCGCCAGGUCCGCUGCUCAUUCCGCACGAGUCGAUGGAAGGCUGCAGAGUUGGAGAAUAUUUCAUUCCACCAAAGACGAGGCUGUUUGUGAAUUUGUGGGCGAUUGGAAGGGAUGAAAGCGUUUGGGAAGAUGCUCAUCAGUUUAAGCCCGAGCGGUUCAUAGGCAUAAAUAAGGAUGUGAGAGGUUACGACUUCGAUUUUACGCCCUUUGGAGCAGGAAGGAGAGGAUGCCCCGGGAUUACCAUGGGUCUUUCUAUUUGUGAGUUCGCACUCGCUCAGCUGGUUCACUGCUUUGACUGGACUGUGGAUGGCGAGCUGGAUAUGACGGAAAAGUUUGGAAUAACUAUUACCAGAAAAAAUCCGCUAUUUGCCUGCCCUAAAUGGAGGCUCACUACUGAAUAUCCUAGUUAAGCAUGUAUUCUCGGAUAUUCUCGGAUACGUGUUUUUCUUAGGUUUUUAAACUAAAAUAGCUUAUAUCAAGAUAUUCUUAAAUAAAACUUAUGAUAUAGGUGGAAUGGACAGAAGAAUAUUUGUCGA
This is a messenger RNA of Cryptomeria japonica (Japanese cedar), 1662 nucleotides long. Its product is annotated as cytochrome P450 750A1. Lineage: Eukaryota; Viridiplantae; Streptophyta; Pinopsida; Cupressales; Cupressaceae. The transcript has 2 exons. Gene Ontology annotation, molecular function: heme binding; iron ion binding; monooxygenase activity. The coding region runs from base 16 to 1536 and encodes 506 amino acids. The record is from RefSeq and is a predicted model, not a curated record.